Molecule: messenger RNA, 4316 nt
Organism: Mus musculus (house mouse)
Lineage: Eukaryota; Metazoa; Chordata; Mammalia; Rodentia; Muridae
Gene: Zfp810
Product: zinc finger protein 810
Exons: 8
Coding region: 1439-2839 (466 amino acids)
Biological process (GO): regulation of DNA-templated transcription
Cellular component (GO): nucleus
Source: RefSeq, marked validated
GUCUCUGACGUGACAGCAUACCACCAUCUUGGGAUCUGGAGCCGGUGUCCCAGGUUCGGGGGACUCUGUCGGUACCGGCACGGGUCUGCGCCGCGCAGCGAGGACGCGGGGUGUCUCGACUCCGCCAUGGUGAGCGCGGCGUCCCCGCGGAGCCGGCGGCUGCAGAGUCCGAAGCCCGAGCCCUCCGCACCCCAGCUGUGGGGUGGGGGCUGGGCCCCCCGAGUGUCCUGUCGCGUCCCUGGUCCUCGCGUGGGGACUCGAGUCCCGCCGCUGUGCUCUCCCUGGCUGGGAUACUGGAGCGCAGGUCACGGUCCUUGGACCGAAGUCCCCCGCGGGGUUUGGGGCUUGCGGCACAUUCUUGCAACCAGCUGUUCUGAAAGGACUUGUGUCAGCUGGACAGUGCCAGCAACCGACCCCCCAGGUUACCUGGCCCCAGUGAAGGGUUGCCCCAGGAUUUUCCUGGCCCCGCGACUCUGCACGACCCAGCCCCAUCACCUUCAGCCCUGUAUGCCCCUUGCUCUGUGGCUUGUUUCUGAAUUUCAGGAUCGCACUGAAGGGUGUUCUUAACUGUACUGAUUUUAGUAUUUAGUUUUUAACUGUACUGAUUUUAGACGCUAGUCCCUUGAUUUCUCACCUUUUCCCCUCAGGGCAUGUAUUUUCUUGGGUCCCGUUCUCUAGGGCAUGGGUUGGAAUCUGAGUACCUACCUAUUCUCUGAAUACCUUACGUUCUCUGUGAUGGAGCCUAGGAAAUGCAUACUAGGGAAGUGGCUCUGUCGCCAGCCCAGCCCCCACAGAACAGGAAUGUCAAUGCCUUGGGCUGAGAAUCUAGGUGUCCAGGUUUCUUCCCAGAGGCAAAAAAAGAAUUGAAGACCUAGGGACCGAGAAAGUAGAGAAAGGUAAACCCCUCACCUCUGCAGAGGUGACAACAAGCAUCUCUUGAAGCAGAAAGCCGCCUGGCAGGCGGAGGGGAGGGAUGGAUCUCCCUGAGCACAUGAACCAGCACUCUGCUUCCCUGGCCGUCUUUCUUUCCCCACCUCUGUUUGCAUUUCUCUGUUGGCUGUUCUAUGAAGCCUAGAGCCAAUAGCUCUCCUUGCUGCGACUCUCAACCCUAAGUAGAGAUGGGAUAGAGGCUCUCUGGACACUUUACUGAAUGAUGUAGACUCGAGUUUUCCUGGGAAAUCCUCAUGACAUACUACUUCCAGAAGGCCCAAGGGAGGAACUCUAUUCCCUGGAAGCUGGAAAUGGGCACUGCAUGACCAAACCAGAGCUCAUCUUUGAGUGGGAGCUUCGAUUUGGACCAUGGACCACAGCAGAAGCCUCAGUUGGAUGCGUGUCCGGAUCAUCUUGAUCAAGAGGCACUAAUGCCAUCUCUGUUCCCGCUGACAUGCUGCUGCCUUGAGAACCAUAGUGAGGACGCUGGGUGUCCUGGAAUCUGGAAAUGGUGUUGGUGUCAUUUGAGGACGUAGCCGUGGACUUCACCUGGGAGGAGUGGCAGGCCCUGGACGCUGCUCAGAGGACCCUGUACAGGGACGUGAUGCUGGAGACUUACAGCAGCCUGGUGUCCUUGGGGCACUGCAUGGCCAAACCUGAGCUGAUUUUCAACUUAGAACAGGGACUCGGGCCACGGAGCACAGCAGGAGCCUCAGUCUGGAACCUCUCAGGUGUCAACAAAGUGAGUAGCCUGGUUGAUACCAUCCAGGAAAAUGAUAGCAGACAUUUCUGGCAAAUUGAAAUCAACAGCCAUACAGCAAAUGAAGAACUGGUUGAAGUAGGUAAAAUUGAUGCAGAACUGAAGAUUCAUGAGGAAAUCCACCGAGGGGCCAAAUCCUAUGAAUGUGAAGUGUGUUUGGAAGCAUUUUACCUGAAGCCACAGUAUAGCACAAAGCAGAGCUAUCACACAUGCGAGAAUCCAUGUGACUGUAAGAAGUGUAGAGAAGCUUUCUAUCCUAAGUCUACCCUCAGUCAGUAUCAGAGGCUUGAGAGAGGUGAGAAACCCCAUGCGUGCUUAGAGUGUGGGAAAUCCUUCUACUGCAAGUCUCACCUCACUGUGCAUCAGAGGACCCACACCGGUGAGAAGCCUUAUGACUGUAAAGAGUGCAGGAAGGCUUUCUACAGCAAAUCCCAGCUCAAUGUGCAUCUGAGAAUUCACACCGGUGAGAAGCCUUAUGAAUGUAAAGACUGCAGGAAGGCUUUCUACCGCAAUUCUGACCUCACUGUACAUCAGAGAACUCAUACAGGUGAGAAGCCCUAUGAAUGUAAAGUCUGCAGGAAAGCUUUCUACUGCAAUUCACAGCUCACUGUACAUCACAGGACUCAUACAGGUGAGAAGCCUUAUGAGUGUCAAGUAUGCAAUAAAGCUUUCUACUGCAAGUCACAACUCGCUGUACAUCACAGGACUCAUACGGGCGAGAAGCCUUAUCAAUGUAAAGAAUGCAGGAAGGCAUUCCAGUGUAGGUCAGACCUCACUCGACAUCAGAGAACUCAUACUGGUGAGAGGCCAUAUGAAUGUCCCGAGUGCAGGAAAGCUUUCUACCGCAAGUCAGACCUCACAGUACAUCAGAGAACACAUACAGGGGAGAAGCCCUACGAAUGUAAAGAGUGCAGGAAAGCUUUCUACUGUAAUUCACAACUUACUGUACAUCAAAGACAACACACAGGCGAGAAGCCUUAUGAAUGUAAAGACUGCGGGAAAGCUUUUCAGUGCAAAUACGAACUCACUCGACAUCAGAGAACACACACAGGCGAGAAGCCUUAUGGAUGUAGAGAGUGCAAGAAAGCUUUUUACACCAAGUCAGAUCUCACUCGGCAUCUAAAGACUCACGCAGGGGACAAACCCUGAAGAUAUAGAGCAGGGUAAUACUUAAUAAGUCCGUUCUUAACUAGCAUCAGAGAACACACAUAAAAUUAGACUCAAUCUCAGAGAAUUUCUACUAAUUUAAGAAGCCAUUGAUGUAAGAAAGGUCUCUAGCUCAUCUCCAUGUAUAGACCUAUCUAUUACUUUAGGGAAUGUGAAAAGACUGUGUGUGGUCAAAUCUUUUGUGAGAUCAUUUAGUAUAUACAGGUGAAUUUCCCUUUGAAUAUAAAGAAUACUAAAGCACUUUUUUUUUUCUUAAAUUAUAAAGCACAUUCAAUGGCAGGAAAUCUCAUCCAGACUUUAUCAAUAUAUAUGACAUGGAAAAUGUUGAUACCUAAGUCAUGCCUCAGUCUACAGAAAACCUCAUAAAGUAGUGGCGCACAGCUAAUGAUUUAGCCAGGCACACCUUUGCAUUCUGACCCAUGUGAGUGAUCUUGGCAAGACUCAUUUGGACUUGAUGUUUAACAGCACAGCAAGACACAAAAUCAAGGCGGAGGAAAUCUCGGCAUGGAGGUGCUCAGCUCUCAUCCUAGCACUCGGGGCAGUGUCAGAUGCAUCAGUGUGAGUUUGUGCUGACCUCUUCCAAAUAGAGUGUUCUGGGCCAGCUAGGGAUCACAGUUAAAUCCUGUCAUGAAAAAAGUGAGAAAAUGUUAAAUGGCAAUAAAACCCAUAAGAAAGAAUAUAAAGGACCUUUUAAAUAGUACUUGAAACUCAACUGACAUCAGAAACACAACAAAAUACACUAAAGCGUAGGAGUGUGAUACAGGAGUACAGGUGACACCUUACAUCAUCAUAUUACAUCACCAUGUUACAUCAUCAGGAUGAUUGCAGUAUUUAGUUGUGGACACACACAGUAGGAACCCCAUCAGUCUAUAGGUUAUAAAAGCUGCACUCACACUUUAGCAAGCAUGACAUCAAGUAUGAAAGUGAAAACACAUUUGAAUGUAAAAAAUGAGCUUGAGUGUGGCACGGUCACACAUGCUUGUGAAACACACACAUUUCCUGUUCUUCUGGGUUUGAGAGUUCUUACACAUCACCUGGAGUUUCAACAUUCAUGCCCAUGAGUCCAUUUUUGGAGAAUAUAAAGCAAUUCUGAAGAAGUUGCAGCAAAUUGAUCAUGACUUUUUGAGUGCUGUCUGUAAAAUCACACCUUGUUUCAUAAGACAAGUUCUACAUAUGCAGGCCAGGCUGACUAUGAAUUUCUUGUAUCAUGGGCAGUUCUCAUAUUCACAGUCAUACUGAUGCAGGCUCUUGAGAUCUUGGAUUAGAGGAAUGGUCUUCCGUGCAACUUUAGUAUGUGACAUUUUCAGUGAAAUUUCAACAUUUUUAUACACCAAAAAUUUGGGGGAGAAAAUUCAGUUUAUGUAACUUGCACGUUAAUUUCCAGAUGGAAUUGUCUGCGAUGGCAUUGGAAAUGAAGCAGCCAACUGUAUUCUACCAAAUAAACACAAUGAUGUUUCUA